Messenger RNA from Knipowitschia caucasica, 1602 nucleotides. The record is from the annotation of a GenBank genome assembly. Lineage: Eukaryota; Metazoa; Chordata; Actinopteri; Gobiiformes; Gobiidae.
AUGACCCGAGCUAAGAGAGGGAUAACCGCCCGCGGAGGGCGAAAGAGAGGGAAGUACACCUGGUCAGUCAUGGGUCGUCCUGGGAUGCAGAUGGAGACAUGGGUGCUGUUUGUGGCCUUCGGGUGUAUGUGUGUGGGGCAGGCUCUCGCAGAUCCAUUGUACUUUGUCCCAGUCCCGGCUGUGUGGGAGUCUGGAGCUCAGGUCAGGUUUUGUGCGAGUCUUUUGAAAGUGGAUAAAAAUGACAAGCAUAAGAUGACCGUGACGCUGCUGUCCCCGGAGCUCAACACCACCCUCCUGCAGAAAGAGUCCAACCAGGAUUUUCAUACCUGUAGCACCUUCCUGGCCCCUCUGGUCAUAAAGGACACGGUGCAGCACUUCCAGGUGGAGGUGAUCGGGAAAAAGAUGUACUCCCGGGAAACUCGCAAAGUUCUGAUCCGUGCCAAUAAACCAGUGACAUUCAUCCAGACAGACAAGCCAAUCUUCCUCCCAGGACAAACUGUGUAUUUCAGGGUGGUGACAAUGGACACAAAGCUGAGGCCGGCCUGUCGAAAGUAUGAUAUCAUCGAACUUCAGGAUCCACAUGGUAACCGCAUUGGGCAGUGGCUGAAUCUCACUGCGGAGGGUAAAAUAGUGCAGCGGUCUUUCGCCCUGAAUUUUGAGGCCAAAGAAGGCAGUUACCAGCUCUCAGUGACCUCUGGAGAAGACACAAUCUACCAUUCAUUCAAGGUGGAGAAAUAUGUUUUACCAAAGUUUGACGUCAAAAUCACCUCAAAGGAUGAAGUGAGCAUUGCCCAGGAGGAAAUCAGUAUAAAAGCUUGUGCAGAAUACACUUACAAGCAGCCUGUUCCCGGGAUAGUGAAAAUAGAUGUAUGCAGACCCAUCAACAGAUACAUGUUUGGGUUCUCUCUAAACGAGGAUGACGUUCCAUCUGUGACUGCUCCAUGCCACAAGGAGAGCAAAACGGCCGACGCGACUGGGUGUGCUGUGUUUACUAUCCCAAUGUCCACUUUCAAAGAAAUUGACCAAAAGAUUCUCCUGGACACACUGGAGGUUGUGGUAGACAUGGAGGAGGAGGGAACAGGGAUCACAUUCACACAACAUAAAAGAGUUACCAUUUCAUUCGUCGUUGGAACGCUGUCCUUUUUCGACACACCAAACAUUUAUGAGAAAGAUUCCACUCUACAGGGGAAAGUGAAAGCCGUGGCCUAUAAUGAGCAGCCGUUGGUGAACAAAGCCCUGUACCUGUUUGAGGGAGAGCGCUGGUCAUCAAGGCAUCUACAGAACCUCACCACUGACAACAACGGAGUGGCUACUUUCUCCCUAGACACGUCAGCAUACAGCGGAGAAAUCCACCUCCACAUAAGUAUUACGCCGGAGUUGGAGUACCCCAAAUACAGAGAAGAACACUAUGAGAAUGGAGAAAUCCGUGUGGCCUUUGCCCAGCAGUCCACUCUGGACACCAAGACUGUGAGCUCCCUGGAGGUGAAGAAGAACUCUGAGCCGUUCCCCUGUGACACUGAGCAGGACAUCUUCAUCAACUACUCUGUGGUCAAAGAGAUGGAGGCAGAGAUGGACAUCAUGUACCUGAGCAGUCACAGAUGA